Molecule: messenger RNA, 843 nt
Organism: Schistosoma curassoni
Lineage: Eukaryota; Metazoa; Platyhelminthes; Trematoda; Strigeidida; Schistosomatidae
Source: the annotation of a GenBank genome assembly
AUGACUGGUCAACGUCGCUCCAUCAAAAAAACUUCCACUAGAAAGUCAGAUCUUUUUCCGGAGGAGAGAACGUUCGUCAAUCCGUCAGCUUUGAGUCCUCAUCUAUUCUGUCCAAUAUGUCAAGAGGCUUUCUGUAACCCCCAACGUGCUCCUUGUGGUCAUAGUUUUUGCAAGAAUUGUAUUGAGCCCUGGAUUCAAAAUACUCCUAACUGUCCGGUGGACCGUAAACCGAUUUCAAAAGGAUCAAUGCAUCAUGAUUUUAUUGUGGAAAAUAUAAUAGGUGAUUAUAUGGUCGCAUGUCCUUGGCGUGCACUCGGGUGUGAUUUUAUUGGCCAGUUAUCCCUUUUACCCGGUCAUAAGAAAACAUGUGUCAUGAAUCCAAGUUCUAUGCCUCCAGCUCUACGUGCUCAUACCUCAGCUUCCUUAAAUCAAGUUAAUAGCAAUCAAUCUCUAGAUCUGAAAUCUUGUAAAAAUAAUCAACAGUCGUCAGUAAAAGUUAGUUUUGUGUUUCAGUCACAACUUCCUUUGAAUACAAUUACAACGGCAGAGGGAAUUAUUGAUGGUAAUCAAUGUCCCAAUAUUCAUAGUAUUGAGUCAAGAAAUGGCUCAAGUUCGUACGACGAUGCUCAUGAAGAAAGUCUUAUACUUGUUAGUGAUGAUGAAGCUAAUUUACCGCCUGCUCCACCACCCAGUCUUUUGUUCCGACUAUACCAUAAUUCUGAUUCUAAUAGUCGUGGGUUAUUAUGUGAUUUUAUACAAAAUGGUUCAAAUACUACAACUCAGUCCUCUAGUACUAACAAUAAAAACAAGAAUAGCCCUAAUAAACGAGGACGUAAAAAAUAA